AUGUCGCCGUCCGUGUGGCACUUUGGAGCCGUUACCCAAAAGGCCAGCAACCAAGGCCCCCCUUUACACCCCACCGACACCCCCUUGAGCGACCUGCCCAGUAUGGCGGACCCCGAUGUUGAUCUCUUUGCCGGCAUGAAGAAGAAGAAGAAGAAGGUCGCCGCCGCCGACGUCGACGAGACCCCCGCCCCCGUUGCUGAGGCUUCCACUCCCGAGCCCGCUGUUGCCGAGGCCUCCACGCCCGAGCCCGCCGCCGAGGCCCAGCCUGCCGAGGACGCCGGUGACCUGUUCGCCGACCUCAAGAAGAAGAAGAAGAAGAAGAAGGACAUUCCCCUCGACCUCGAGACCGCCGAGCCUGCGCCCGGAGCUGACGGCCUGGACGUCCCCAUCAAGAAGAAGAAGAAGAAGCAGGCCGCCGACUUUGCCAAGGAGGUGGGUGUGGACUGGGCAUGGAGGAUGGUGAUGGUGGCGAGGACUGAGAAUGGUGGCGAGAGUCGGGUCGGCGUGGGACUCGACGACCUUAACGGCGAUGACGAGCCUACCGAGGCUGGCGGCGACGAGGACGGCCUGUUCAACACUGGCGGUGACGAGGCCGGCGCCUCGGCUGGCGGCGUGGACGCGUGGGUUGCCGAGAACCGCGACCCCACCUAUCCCGAGCUCCUCCAGCGUUUCUUCACCCUUCUCCACCUCAACAACCCCGAGCUUGCCGGCGAGAAGCGCAGGUUUACCAUUGUCCCUCCCCAGGUGACCCGUGAGGGCACCAAGAAGACUUCGUUCACCAACUUUGUCGACAUUUGUCGUCGUCUCCACCGUCAGCCCGAGCACGUCCUCAUGUUCCUGUACGCCGAACUGGGUACCCAGGGUGCCAUGGACGGUGCCCAGCGUCUCCUCCUCCGUGGUCGUUUCAACCAGAAGCAGAUCGAGAACGUGCUGCGCAAGUACAUUGUCGAGUACGUCAGCUGCAAGAUCUGCAAAUCGCCCGACACCGUCCUGGGCAAGGACAACCGUCUCUACUUCCUCACCUGCGAGUCCUGCGGCUCCAAGAGGUCCGUCCAGACCAUCAAGGCAGGUUACAAGGCGCAAGUAGAUGCGCCCGUUGGAUAG
This is a messenger RNA of Apiotrichum porosum, 1104 nucleotides long. RefSeq lists its product as uncharacterized. Gene Ontology annotation, cellular component: eukaryotic translation initiation factor 2 complex. The transcript is spliced from 6 exons. The record is from RefSeq and is a predicted model, not a curated record. Gene Ontology annotation, biological process: translational initiation; formation of translation preinitiation complex; formation of cytoplasmic translation initiation complex. Gene Ontology annotation, molecular function: translation initiation factor activity; mRNA binding; translation initiation factor binding. NCBI's taxonomy places the organism in Eukaryota, Fungi, Basidiomycota, Tremellomycetes, Trichosporonales, Trichosporonaceae. The coding region runs from base 1 to 1104 and encodes 367 amino acids.